UUGACACUCAAACCAUAACAAAAACCUUACCUUUCGACCCCGCCGGCCACGCAUCCGAAUUCUUCACCCUUCUCAACAACAUUAAAAACUACUUCUCCCAUCAAAUAUGACCGCCCUGCCGAGACUUGGCAAUAUCAAUGCCUCCACCAAUGGCAGCACCACUCAGGCAUGCGCUGCAUGUAAAUACCAACGUAAAAAAUGUGCCCCUGAUUGCCUUCUCGCCCCUUAUUUUCCUCAUGAUCGCCAGAGACAAUUCCUCAACGCUCAUAAAUUGUUUGGCGUCAGUAACAUCACCAAGAUCAUUAAGAAUCUGCAGCCUGCAGAGAAGGAUGAAGCAAUGCGCACCAUUAUUUUCCAGUCUGACGUGCGAGCCAGUGACCCUGUAGGGGGAUGUUAUAGAAUUAUAAGAGAACUUCAACGUCAGAUUGAGUUACACAAGGCUGAGCUGGAUUCGGUCCUUCAUCAAGUGGCCAUUUGCCGGGCACAAGCUCAGCAACAGAUUCAAGAAUCUGAUGAUUCAGGUCUUAGUUAUGAGAACAUAGUCAACUCUGAGUCCUUUUUUAUUAAUCAUAGGCAAUUGGAGAAUGAUAAUUAUGUUGUUCCGAAUAAUAUAGAAGAUGACAUAAAUGUUACGGCAUGGACCAUGCAAGAUCCGACCAUGGAGGUAGUGCCGGUGAUGGAGACGACUCAGCUUGUUGAGAUACCGUAUGAGAGACAUGAGGUAAAGUUUGAGCCUGAUCACGAAUUGGUUGAGAGGAGGUUUGUGCCGUCGACACAGUUGCUUAUAUCAUCCUAGAUUGUGUAAUGGGAAUUGAUGGAAAUCAAUGAAAAUGUAUGAGUAUAUUGGAGAUCAAAUAUUAUAUAGGUCGUCUUGUUGAGGAUAACGGCAUUUGAGGAAGGGGAAGUCAUGUAUGUUCAUCAAUGUUUAAUGAUGUGUUGGAUUUGAUGGCAUGUUUUGUGUUAA
Molecule: messenger RNA, 964 nt
Organism: Mangifera indica (mango)
Lineage: Eukaryota; Viridiplantae; Streptophyta; Magnoliopsida; Sapindales; Anacardiaceae
Product: LOB domain-containing protein 22-like
Exons: 1
Coding region: 107-796 (229 amino acids)
Source: RefSeq, a predicted model, not a curated record